UCUCUCUCUCUCUCUCUCUCUCUCUCUCUCUCUCUCUCUCUUUAUAUUGCUUUGGUUCUUUGUAAUACAUGAUAUAAGCAAACCAUACUUUAUGUAGAAAGAGGGGGAAGAUUACAAAAAUAUACGGGCAAAGCUUUAUAUAAGUGGGUAUGCAUGAAUUUGAAUGUACAUAGGAAAUUUCACAUGGGGAAAAGAGCUAGAAUGAAUCUAUAUAGCUUUGUAUUAAGGUCAUUGCGAUAUUUCAGGUAACGAUUGGUGUUGUUUCAGCAGAGGAAAACAUUAUUCGUGUGACUAAUUAGCAAGUCAAAUCCUUUGCCUUCCUGGCUAAUGAAUGGUUAAUUUGUUUUGGAGACUGUAGGUUUUUAUGCCCUUGAUUCCUGGCUGAAAAUGCAGUGUAAACAACUCUAAUAUUGUGAGUGGUGCCUUAGAGAUGCUCAGAAGAGAGGAUCACUGGAGAAGGAUGCUAGUGGCUCUGAUGCCGUUGAUUGCAUGUAACUUAUUUAAAGGAGACCUUGACAAGUUGGAAAGUAUCUCGUCACUAAGGAAACUGCUUCAGAAAACUGCCGCUUUAUUAAUGUGCUUGGUCAGAUUUGAAAAGAGAACUCUUACAGACUCUUCCUAAUUCAAAAGAAAUCAUAUUUCUAGAAAGAUUCAAUUACUGUAAUGAUGUUCUUUGGAAAUAAUUUGCCCCCCCCCCCCAUUUGGGGCAUAUAUCUUAAUAUAGUUAAAGUAUCAAGGUACUUUGGAGGUUUUAAUAAAAUUUUACUUACCAGAGGGAUGAUGACAUUGAAAAUACUUAGUCUGCAUAGUUAACUAAUUCUUCCUUAAAAUGGAGGGUCAGGGUAGCAGGAGGAAGUCCCAGAACAUCUUAAAUCUCUGUUUAUGUGUAUUUUCCAAAGCCAGAUCUUACUUAUGAUUAAAAGGGCUGUGUAGAAAAGGUAUUAGUCAGACACCACAUAUAGUAUUUCUGAGAGAUGGGUAGGUGAGUACUUCAAUGCAUUUCACUUGAAAGUAUGGAGAACUAGGCUCCAAAAUUUGAGACACAUGGUGAAGGCUUUAUCAUUGCUUUGAAGAAGGCACAAGCUAGGGAUGCUUAGCAAUACUCGGAAUCUAAAUUUUGAGAGAAAAAUGCAAUGAAAUUCUUGUGUUUACUGCAUGUGGACGUUUGGUUUAUAUUUUUAAGAAGGAAUUGAGUGAAAACUCUCAUUGCAGUUAGCCCAUGGUGUAAUGAAUGUUAAAAUUAGGCUGUCAGCACUUGUCUGUGCAAUUUUAUGUUUUUACUCUUAGACAAAUUAGGAAGUGUUCUGAAGAGUGGCAUGCAAGUAUUAAGAUAAUUAAAGAAUUAUGUAAGGACAAACUUACGGAUCUAAAUAUUGAGCUGGAUCUGGCAUAGUUUGGUCCCUGGGAAGGCUGAAAGAAUAGUGAUCUUACAUGGCCAUAGCUUUUGUGAUUCUCUUCUCUUGAUGGCAUAGGAGAGGAUAAAAGCCCUAGAUAAGAGCUGUUCAAAGAGGGGAUAAUGCCAUUUAUUUUGGGUACUUACAUCUCAUGCAGAGACCCUUCCAACUACUCCAGGGAGGCUUUUUAAGUUUGAACUAGAUUGCCUGGAAUGAAAUUUAGCUUAGUGCCAUUUCCCCAUCAGUGAAAUGGGCAUAAUGAUCCUUCUAAGGUGGUUAUGAGAAGCAGAUGGAAUAAUGAAUGUGAAAUGCUGAGUAUACUGUUGGCACAUUGGGAACAGUCGUGAAGAGUGGUUAUAGAAAGAAGUAGCAGUGUUGAUUUAGUAUCAUUUCCCGGGGCUGCAGAGGGGUUGCUGCAUAAUUGACUCUAGAAUUUAAUAUUUGAGUCAAUGGGUCAUUCCCCCUUCCUCUCCUAGUUAGUGUUGCCUAGGAGCUUGAGGCUAACACUGUCACACUUGCUUCUCCUCUACCCUAGACAGACCUUUGAGUUACCAACGUUAAAGAGGUCACUUGCAAUUAUUUUUGGAGAUAAUGAUGAGAUAGAUAAUAGGGCGAGGGAGGAGCUUUCCAAGUGAACUUGUAAAAUAAAUUUAUGCAUUUGCUUAACUAGUUUCUGUUAAUGUCUUUAGAAGUAUAGUCUUGAUAACAGGAUGUUAAUUUUUGGUUUUCACAAAAUUUACAUCCUUUAGGAUUUAGAAAUAGGGUCUAGUAUUUAGACUGUGGAAAGGAAGCAGUAAUACUAUUUAUUCAGCUUUUCAGGCAUUCAGCAUUCCCAAGGCACCCAAGGCACCAAGAGCAAGAAAAACAGAUUUGAACCUUUUGCUUGCAGAAUGCAUGUUUGCUGGUAAGAGGUAAACCUAUCAUUUAAAUCUUUACUAAGUGCUCUGCGGGAAAAAUGUCAAGGGCAGUGCUAUAGUCUAGGUGUGUGUCCCUCCGAAACUCCUGUUGAAACUUAAUCCUUGGAGUUGUAUGUUAAUGGUAUUUGGAAAUGGGGCUUUUGGAAGUCAGAAUAAUGAGGUCAUAAGGCUGGGGUCCUAGGAUUGUAUUAGUGGCUUAUUAGGAAAAGACCCAAGUCACUAGGCUUGCUCUCUUGCCAUGUGAUACCUCUUUGGGACUUUCCAGAGAUUCACCACCAGCAAGAAGUCACCACCAGAUGCUGAGUAGAGCAAUAUUCUUAGAUUGCUUAGCCUCCAGAACCAUGAGAUAAAUAAGACUCAAUUCUUUAUGAAUUAUCCAGUCUUUGCUACUCAGUUAUAGCAACUAGAAAUGCAUGAAGGUAGAAAUAAGGAAUUAGAAUCUAUGGGAUAGGAGGUGAGGAAUGCUUACAUAAGGAAGUGAUAUGAGGGAAGAAUGUUUAAUGCAGAAUAAACAGCACCUGCAGGGACCCUGAAUGUGACUGUGUGUGUGUGUGUGUGUGUGUGUUUUUCAGGGAGAACAAAGAAGAGAGCAGGUACUUUUGAAGAAGGGGGCAAGACAGUAUGAAUGAGGCCGAAGCAGUAGGUCUGUUAUGAGAAACAUUUUUUUUCUAUGUAAGGCUAUGGUUUCAGUAGAACUCUUAAUUAUUUUUGAAACAUAUUACCUUAGAGUUUUUCAGACUACUCUAUUGAAUUAUAAAAAUGAUAUUUGUAAUCUUUUAUUAACUGAUCAAAAAUGAAAACAGUUUUACCAUGAUAGAUUAAUUUGCCAGCUCUUUGUAUUAUAGUCUGAAUUUAAAAUACUUUGGAUUAAUUUCUUUUUCAAAUUGAACAGAUUUCUGUUUAAAAUACAUGUCACGGAUACUUCUAGCUAUCAUAAUAUCACACCCACACACCCACACACAGUCACCCCUUCAGUUUUAAUCCAUAUCUAUAGAAGAGCUGCGGGGACCGAUUGCUUCAUAUUUCUCACAUGGAAAGGUCACCAAAGUAUCUGAGAGUCCCUGAGCCCAGCUCUGUGAGGUUGUGAUAUACACUCUGCAGAGCAGUGGCAGGAAGCAGCCUCUCCCUUGGAUUGCUCUCUCAAGGUCAUUUCAAGGACUUGGUGGGCAGUCCUCUUCCCCAAGUACAUAGUAUUAUUCUCUGUUUUUCCUUGUCUCCUUCUCUCUCCAGUGUUCCCCAUGGUUAUUUCGCAGAUUUCAUAAGUUUUUUCUUUUUAUUUCUCAAGUCCAGACCCUAAAGUGCCAUCAACCCUGACUUAGGUACACCUGGCUGGUUUUGUAUUGCAUAACUGUGUUUGCCAGAUGGGCACAACCUUUCCCCCUUCAUGGUUCUCCCAAGGUAUUUCCUCCAUCUUGGUAUACAGAAUGCUCUCAUCUCUGCCUUCACUUUCUCUUAUCAGUAAGGUUGCAGAUAAGGGAAACAGCCCUAGCUACUAUAAGCAGAAAGAGCUUUAAUAAGGGAAUUAGUUGCUCAGGAGAAGGUUGGAAGGGAAAGUUGCUACUUAUAAGAGAUGAGAGGAUCUUGGCUAAGCCUCAUGAGGUGAUUCUCAGGCAGCUUGCCUGAACCUGCCCAGGUUUGCUCCCAUUACUGCCACAGGCUAGAGGCUGGGAAUGAGAGCCACUGGAACUGCUGACAUCAAAAGCACACUGUUUGGCUGUAUUCCAUUGAUCAGAGAAGCUGCUGCAAAGUGCCAGGAAGCUAGUGACUGACCAUUGCUACCAACAACAAAAACCAGCUAGCAAACAUCAUCCUUAGAAACCCUCCACCUCCCUUCUUCUCCAUCUCAUCUUAUUGGCAGAACCUAUUCCAUGCCCAGAGUCCUGGGGGCAAGGGACUCUGGGAAAUGUAAUUUUUAGGCCUCUAGCCAGAGUUGUGAAAUAAUGUACAGUUGAAGGAGGUAGAAACAAAUGUUAAGUUACAAACCAUCAUAUCCAACACAUCUAAAAUACAGUUUAUUGGAGAUUUAGAAUACUUAAUUUGAAGCAGGUUGAGAUUGAUUUUGGAAGAUGUGUUAUAAAAAUCAAAACCAACCUAGCAGCUAGUAUGGUAGCACGCACCUGUAAUCCCAGUAGCUCAGGAGGCUGAGGCAGGAGGAUCCUGAGUUCAAAGCCAGCCUCAGCAAUUUAGCAGGGCACUAAACAACUCAGUGAGACCCUGUCUCUAAUAAAAUGCAAAAUAGGGCUAGGGAUGUGGCUCAGUGGUUAAGGGCCCCUGAGUUCAAUCCCUGGUACCCCCCCAAAAAAAAACCUAGUUACUAACCAGUUACUCUUUCAAACAGAUGGAUAUUAUAGAUUACAAUUACUAGAAUAAGCAUUAAGUAAAUAAACAAAAAAAUCAUUUUAAGUAAAAAUAAAUUUUUAAGUAAAAAAUAUUCCUUUGAUUUGGAUUAGUAAUCAAAGUAAAAUAUUUUAAAAAAUGAUUUUUAAAAUGGUUCCCCCCACCAACGCUCCAGAUAGCCUACCCAUUUCAUGAAUCAUAAUGCAAAGAAAGAAUAUAGUACUAUUAUAAAUAAUAGUCCUGACUGGCUAGUUUAUUUAUUAGAUGUAUUAACUGUGUACUUGUGUUUUUGCUGAAUCUGUCUUUUCUCUAACUUUCAUAGUGUUCUUUUUAAGGAUUACAAAGAUAGACCUGAUCUAUUUAUUAUAGAUUAAAAUAAGAGUAUGCUUGAAUUUACUCCAAUCACUUAUUUUAUACCCUCACACCUGUUCAAUUCCCUUUUUUUACAAACCACUAAUGUGAAUAUGAUUGGAUCUCUUCUAUUCCUGGGUAAUAAAUUAUCAGUUUAUUUGCACUCAGAAAGUACAUGAGUAUAUCUAAGAAUAGUCUUGAUUGUUGGAUAAAAAUCAUCUUGAAUUUGCCUCUGAUGCUUGGAGUUAGAAAAGGACAGAAGGAUAUCUUAAGGAAAUGGACUAACUUAGUGAAUUUGUCACUGUUUGCAUGCAUUUUCUUAGAUUGAGUUUUAGAUCUCAGAAGGUAAGAUUAUUCAUCUCUUGUUAGGUGAUGAAAGCAUUUUAGUGCAGAAUUACAAAUGCUGCUGGGAGCAAAUUAUACUAUAAUAUGACUGCAUUUUGGGGUUCAGUAGUGAUAAUUUUGGCUCACCCCAAGCCACCCCAGAUUAACACAUGAAGAUAAAACAAUGCUCGUACUCUGUAAAUGCAGCUUUAAGUCUUCUAUCCAGGGAGUAACUGAACCGAAUAUUAUUCGAUCAAAUAAAGGAGAGUAGGAGUAUUCAUCUUUGUGUUAUAGUAAUGCAUGAAUGCUCUCUCCCUUCAGGCACUUUUUCCCUUUGAUUCCAAUUUGUACAAACAUUGGAGGCAAGACCCUGGGUUUCCCUUACUCCAGGUUAUAAGAAUGAUAAAUUCUUGUUUUCUCCUGCUGCAUGGAGCUUGGUUAAAAAUGAAGUUCUAGUACAAAAUUUCCUUCUGUGGAUUGAAAAUCAAAAUUAUCUUUUAAUUUGCUAAGUAGUCUAUAAAAAUUUUUUAGAACAUCCCAAUCUGAAAUAUCUCUCAGGUUAGAUCAUUGAUGAGCCAUAUGGAAGGGGGGGAGCUAGAUAAAGGGAACAUGCAUAUUUUUUAAGACAAAAUUUGAGGAGAAUUAAGCAAAACUAGUAUUUGAACAUCACUGAAUGAUUUGUUUACUUGGCAAUUCAAGAAGUGGAUAUUAAGAGCAUAUUGUGUAUGGUCUAUGGGGUAGAUAACAAAGGGUUGUGAUAGUGGGCUCUCUUGUAAUAAUAAGCACGAAGAACAUGGCUUCGUCAAAUAGAAAGUGGCAUAUUCUGUCAUUGCAAGGUGAAAGAUGGAAUUAUUUCAAACAAAUAUAGUUUUGACCUCAAAGAAUAGUUGCUCAUAUUCUUAACAAAAAUUAAAAGGUAGCUAAGAGGCAAAAAGUAACUGCAGUUCUUAUGUUUGUUUCUUCGACCCACAGAAAUUGAAAUAGGUGAGCUUGUUGAAAAUCAAAGGGCUUUAGUAUUUAAAGAGGUAAUGUGUUUGUAAGAGAUGAGGACUGCUUUUGGUACUCUAAUCAAUGUUCAAAAAGUAAUCAGAUAUCCUUAAAAAAUUCUCAGACUCUGUAACCACUCACUGGACAUCAAAUUUAGAAUUAGAGUAAUUCAAGAAAAUACAGAGACAGUCAGAAUAAGUCAUUCGUAAACAAAGAUGGCAAUGAAAUGAUUUAUGCAGUUAUGAACUAGAUCUAAGGUGAACAUGUCUACAGUGACCAACUUGUUGUCUAAACCAGGACACACUGAGAAUAAAGAGGAUAGUACUAAAAUUUGCCCUGGGAAAAGAAGUAUAAGUGAAGACUACUCAGAAAACUUUUGAGUGAUCAAGACUUAUGGAUGUCCAAUAUUGAGGUGCUAGUUAUCUCACAGGAUUGCAUUAAUUUUAAUAUUGACUUUUAAAAAAAAGGCCAUUGUGGUGAGAUAUGCAUAACUUAAAAUAUAUUAUUUUAACCACUUUUAAAGUACACUUCAACAAACAGCAUGAAGUACAUUCCCAUUGAAUAACCAUCACUACCAUCCAUCUCCGGAACUUUUUCAUCUUCUCAAAGUUGAAUUCCAGACCCACUUAACAAUAACUCCCACUCCCCCUCCCCCUCCCCAAGGUCCCUAGCAACACCAUUCUACCUUCUGUCUGUGUGGCUUUGACUAUUCUAGGAAUCUUACAUAAGUGGAAUCAUACGGUAUUGGUUGUGUUGUGACUGGCACAUUUCGCUUGGCAUAAUGUCUUUAAGAUUCAUCUGUAUUGUAGCAUGUAUUAGAAUUCCAUUCCUUUUUAAGGUUGAAUAAUAUUCUAUAAUAUGUACCUACCAUACUUUGUUUACCCAUUCAUCUGUAGUUGAACAUUUCGGUUGCUUCCACCUUUUGGCUACUGUACAUAAUGCUGCCCUGAACUUGGGUAUAUAAAUAUCUCUUUCAGUUAUUGCUUUCAGUUCUUUUUGGUAUAUUCUCACAAUAUUGAUUUUAUUUUUUAAUAUUUAUUUUUUUGGUUUUCGGUGGACACAACAUCUUUAUUUUAUUUUUAUGUGGUGCUGAGGAUCAAACCCAGCACCCCACGCAUGCCAGGCAAGCGUGCUACCGCUUGAGCCACAUCCCCAGCCCACAAUAUUGAUUUUAAAUAAAGAAGUUCAAAAUGGAAGAAAAAGAAAAAAAAAUUCUUUUCCUCUAUAGGAUCUUUCUGAUCAUGUUUCUCCAGCACAGUAUUGCUUCAGAUUGGAGCCCAGCUCAGCCUUUGCAGAAUUCAUCAGAAACAGCAGAUGUUGCAGAUAACCUCAAGAAACUUCCUGCUGCAAAAAGCAUCCAAGGUCUCAAAUUUCAUCCCAACACAGAAAGGAAGCUCUUUUUUCUGUCAUAACUACCAGUCAUACACAGACUACAGAUGUUGCUGGGGGAAAGGGCAGGCAUCUUAAAUAUCUGAUUCUAGGUCAGGCAAGUGGCCUUCAAGAGCACCAAAAACUAGAACAGCAUGAGGUGGAAUCCAGAAUAUUCCACGUGACCAAGAACAUUUCUGAAACACAGGGGAUCAUGUACUUCUUGGGGAAAAGGGAAUGGAACCAACUACUAUUGAGUUGGGAACUGAAACAGAUUCUACUUGAAUAUGGACCUUCCAGUUACAGAAAAAAGUAAUCUACCUUUGACUGUGGAUAUUGAUAUCAGAACGCCAAUGUCAAGAAUAUUGGUGCCUGUGAUCUAAAUUUAGCUAAUCCCCUUAUAGAAGCAGAGGCAUCGAAAUGUGAUUAUUCUUUGAAAUUUUAAGUAGCUCUAUUUCCACUGGGUAGGUAUAGUCCUGGAGAAUAAUGUUGACACGUGGAAUUGCUACAUUCAUUGGAUGUAAUUGUUCCUCCUCUCUUUAGGCAGUAUCAGUACUCUGUAGUCAACAGAGGACACCUGUUCAUUAAUAACAGGAUCCUUGGAAAAAAUUGAUAAACUUUUGUAUAUAGGUAGUAACUGAACUGCAGAAAAUACAUUUGCAGAAGUUAUCUGAUAAUCAGAAAUGGUAGCCAAAAGCCAAAGAAUUAUUAAGGUGCUUUCAGAAAAAAUGGACCCCAAAUUAGUGUCUUUCAGCUUCCUAGAAUGAACAGUGUCUUCAGGUCUACUCUCAUUGUAUUGUUCCUAUAUCAAUGAAGAUUGGAAAAUUAAUAGGGAAGUCAACACAAAAACCAGCAUAUGAAUAUUUGUAGCAGCUUUAUUCAUAAUUGUCAAAACUGGAUGCAAUCAAGGUGUCCUUCCAUAGGUGAAUGAAUAAAUAGAUUGUAGCAUAUCUAUACAAUAGAAUAUCAUUUAGUGAUUAAAAAAAAAAUGAUCAAGCUACAAAAAGACAUGGAGGAACUUUAAAUGCAUAUUGCUAGGUGAAAGGAACCAGUCUGAAAAGGGUACAUACUGUAUGAAUCUAACCAUAUGACAUGCUGGAAAGGCAAAAUUAUAGAGAUAUUAAAAAGAUCAUUGGUUGCCAGAGGGCUGGAUUCAGAGGGAGAGAUGAAUAAGUGGAGCCCAGGGAAGUUUUAGGGCCAUAAAACUGUUCUGUGUGAGGCUGUAAUUGUGGAUACACAACAUUAUGCAUUUUUCAAAAUUCAGAACUGUGCAAUAUAAAGAGUAGAUCCUAGAAUAGACUAUGGGUGUUUAUUAAUAUUCACGAAUCAAUAUUGGUUUAUUAGUGGUAACUAAAGUACCACACGGAUGCAAGGUUUUAAUUUAAACAUUUCAUGAAAUAUUUUUUUAAAUGAACAAGAAAUUCUAUUUGGUGCUAGAAUAGAAGAUGUGGAAAGUGUUAACUCCAGGGGUCUGAGUGACAGCAGGUCCAGUAGUAAGGAGCAGAGCUCCAGGUCAAGGACAUUAAUAUUUCUGUUGUUCCUUUCCCAGCAGAAACAUCUUAUCAGCUUCAGUGCACCAUAAGUGCAGAAAUUUCUCCCAAGCUUUUAGCAGGAGAAAAGGAUGCACUCAGCCAGAUUUCUGAGCAGAGUUGCCAUCCAGUUUCAUAUUGGUUAAAGGUUUGAGUUAGAGCCCACGGAAUGCAUUGACAGGCCAAAAACAGAGAAAUCUACAGCCCCAAAGUGGCAAUGACAUCCAUCUUCAUGGCCCUCCAACCUUCUACUGUUGAUUUUUCCUACUGCAGACCUGGACUGAUUCUCCACCCGGCUUUCCUCUGCAGGAAGCUCUUGAGGCUUUGCAUCAAGUUGGCCGAAAAGCCAAUCUAACUUCUCUUGUUUUGCUAGGAAGGAAUAUUGUGGUUGCUACAUAAUUGUAGGAAAGGAAGGAGAUCAUACACCAUUUCCUUAAAAAGGCUAGAUAGCCACUCCUGUAAGGAGGCAGUAUAUAGAGAAACCUGUGAGCAGAACUUUGAGCUAGAUAUUUUUAAAGAAUCUUUUUUUAGCCAAAGUAAUUUAUGAUAUCUUGUUUGAUAGUGUGUCUAUUCUACUUGUUAAAAUGUGGGUCUUUUGAAAUGUAGUGGCAGGGUGUGUGAACAGAAAAUUUUAUUCUCAUUAAGAUGAUGAAUUUGGACAUAAAAUGAAUGGCUUUAUGGGUGGUAUACCAUGUGAACCUCUGAAAUGCAGAAGAUCCUAGAAAUCCUACUCCCAGUGCAACUAAAAGCUGAUCAACUUCAUACUAAGGCUCUGUAUUUUGCUAUUGGCCAUGUUUACCUUGCCAGCUUACUCUUUUUAAGAGUACCAACUCUUAACCACAUUAUUUUGAAGUUUGAAUUAUUCCCACUGCUCUGUGUAUUAUGACUGAUUCAUUAAAGUGAGAAAUCAAAGACUAACUGAAUAAUUUAAAAAUGGAGGAAAUACUGUUGUAUUUGGACAUGUUAAAUUUUAUUGCAGGUUAAUAAUAAUCACUGAAACAUUCACAGAGGUUAUUGACUGUUUUGUGUAACAUGAACUUUGGUUAAGGCUGUGUAUGAGUAACAUCAGUUUUGUUUAUUUGAACUAAACUGCAGGAUGACAUGAUGGAUCUAUGGACUUGUAGAAUCAACACCCAUGGAUUCCAGUCCUUGGUCCUCAAGAAACUAAUUAGAUAGCUUUUGUACUGGUUGAGUCUCAAGUAUUUACAAAAUGACAGCUUUGGUUUUACACCCAUUUGUUGAAUUUUGCAUCUUGUUUUUUUUUAUGUAUAAACUCUGGAACUUCUCAUUUUCCAAAAACUUGGGACACCAUAAAACAAAGAAAUUUGUUGACCAAAAUAGAAUGUUGGUCUUCCUAAGAAAAUUUAAAAGACUCAAGUCAUUUGUUGUCAUGUUAUUUCUGUGAUUUUAAAACUAAGUUCCGAAAAUAUUGUAUUUCAUUAUUUUAAAAACAUUAUUUCACAUUUCAACAUCACUGGCAUGAGUGUGCAUCUUCAGUGGAUGGCAUAUCCUCAUCUUUCUUGGCAAUAAGUAAAAUAAUUAUACAUAUGAGAAAACAGAUGGCAUCCUAGCUUCCAUGAAAUGUUGUGUAUCCAUUUACAAGAAAUAUUUCCAUCCUGCCUCAGGAACUUCAGGUUGAAUGUUUCAUCUUUACUUAUUUUUUUUUAAUUUUUAGCUUAAGACCUGAAUACUGUUUUCCUGUUUGUGUACUUAUUUUUUAAUUUUUUAAAAGUAGAUUAUGAUGGAACCCCUUGAGGGUUAAAGAAAUGAUAUCUGUCAUUUUAAAUGGAAAAUAAUAGACGAUAUGCUUUUACACAGUCUUACCUCUGAAGAAACAAACACAGUCAUAAAAUGGAGUAUGGAAACUGAAAAAAAUUAAACUUUCCAAAACAGUCUGGUUUAUUCUGGGCACAGACUUAAUAACUCCGGCUGCUAGGAGAAGUAUAAUUUGCUGCCACGGGAAAGCUUAAAAUGUCAAACACAUUCUUAUAAAAUACAAUGUGAGCUGCCUGCAAAUGAGACCGUUCUUUCAACUGGUCUAUUUCCUAUUUCAGUGCAGCUUUCCUAAUUGUGGCACUUACUCAGAAUUGAAAGCCUCUCAGUUUGAUGUAAACAUGCAAAUCAUACUCCCUGCAUCAGUUUUCACAGGUAUUAAGCAGGUGUGGGGUGCUACAGACAAUGGGGGAGCUACCGGUUACUAAGGGGCUCAGAAUAUAUAAAAGCAAACUAGCCCAGAAAUGAACACAGAGCCCUGAAAAGGUGUCAGGGACUAAAAUGCAGAAGGCUGGCUAUCAGAGCACCGGUACCCAAGGACACAGCAGAGGUCACAGGUGCAGCCAGCCUUCCCCAGCAUCCCACCCAGAGCAAAGAGCCUGUAAACUGAUGUCACCAAACCCAUUUGUCCAAAGCUGACCCCUCCUGACCCGAACCAUAUGACAUGCUGGAAAGGCAAAUGUUUUUCUUCAUAUUUUAGAUAGGAUUCCAACAGCAUUGUCUGAUUUAAGUCCAAAGCAGACUAAAUGCAGCAAAUUAGAAAGUGGAAGCACUUACUGGAGAUGGGAACACUGAGAAUGAGAAGUGACAGCCAGCAAAGUAGGGCGGAAGAAGGAUUAAGAAGUACACUUUGGCCGGACAUGGUGGCAAACGCCUGUAAUCCCAGCAGCUGGGGAGGCUGAGGUGGGAGAAUUGCCUGUUCAAAGUCAGCCUCAGCAACUUAGUGAGGCACUAAGCAACUCAGUGAGACUCUAUCUCUAAAUAAAAUACAAAAUAGGGCUGGGGAGUGUGACUCAGUGGAUAAGUGCCCCUGGGUAGAAUUCCAGGAAAAAAAAAGAAGUACACUUUGCCCUCAAUAUCUGUGGUUUCUCAGAGACUGAAAAUAUUUGGAAAAAAAACUGUGUACUGAACUUAUACAGAAUUUUUCUUGUCAUUACUCCCUAAACAAUACGCUAUAACAUGAUUUCCAUAGCAUUUUCAUCGUAUUUGAUAGUAUAAAUAAUCUGGAGAUAAUUUUAAAAAUAUAAGAAGAUGUGCAUAUAUUUAUAUGCAAAUAUGUCAUUUUAAAUAAGGGUCAUAAGCAUCCUCAUAUUUUGGUAUCCAUGGGUGGAGUGGAGUUUCCAGAAAUAAAUCCCCUGGAACUUUAUUAAGCCUGGGAGAACAUCACUGCUAUUAUUGUGGCAAAUAAAAUAUGUUAUUUAUAGGCUGCUUAGAAUAAAAGUAUGUAAAAUAUGUUCGAAAGGUUUCCAUGAACGUUAUUAAAAUAUCGAAAAGGAUCAAUCUCAGCUUUAUCCAUUGUUAAAUAUUGUGACUUAGUGUUUACUUAAAUUGAGCUGGAUUUCGACAUCACUACCUAUUUAUUUAGCAUUGGACUUUCAGGCUAAUACAGAUGGCACACACACCAUUCAUUACAUAUGAUGGGAGCAGAUCAUGGUGCAGCUGGGACUUGUGGUCUUCAAAGUCCUUUUCUAACUCCUGCCCCACUAAUGGGGUUACCAGCAUGCCCACAGGGUAGAUUCCUGCUCAGGAGGUGUGAGCCGCCUGGGAAAUAAGAAGUCUGAAAUAAUCAGGCCUGUAUUCCCUUCAGAGACUCCUACCAAGUGGCUGAUCAUGUGAAGGACCAUGCUAUUUGAUUUCACUCCUACUACUUUUCAUUUACUUUACACAUUGAGUCAUGAGAAACAACUGUCACUCUCCAAGGGAGGAAACUGCCAUGAUUUACAAAGUCAAGAAGUAAUUUUCUUGUAACCACAAGAUGAUUCAGGAUGGAUCAUGAAGCUGCCCUGCUGGAGAAGCAGCACGUGCAUGAUGUGUAUGAGAACACGGCCCCCUACUUCAGCGACCUGCAGAGCAAAGCCUGGCCCCGAGUUCGCCAGUUCCUCCAGGAGCAGAAGCCAGGCAGCCUCGUCGCUGACAUCGGGUGUGGAACUGGAAAGUAUCUUAAAGUAAACAGCCAGGUACAUACCCUGGGCUGUGACUACUGUGGACCAUUGGUAGAGAUUGCCCGGAGUAGAGGAUGUGAAGUCAUGGUAUGUGACAACCUUAAUCUCCCCUUUAGGGAUCAGGGCUUCGAUGCCAUCAUCUCCAUAGGAGUUAUACACCAUUUUUCUACAAAACAAAGAAGAAUCCAAGCAAUAAAAGAAAUGGCCAGGGUUUUAGUUCCCAGAGGACAGAUGAUGAUUUAUGUUUGGGCAAUGGAACAAAAGAACCGACAUUUUGAGAAGCAAGAUGUGCUUGUUCCUUGGAACAGGGCCUUCUGUUCCCAGCCCUUCUCAGAAUCCAGCCAGUCCGGGAGAAAGAGGCAGUGUGGACAUCCAGAAACAAGCCAUCCCUACCACCCCCCUUGCCCUGAGUAUGGCUGUUCCAUUUGUUUUAAAGAGCGAUGUGAUUCCAAACGGUCCGACAGCGUGGACUAUGAACCUGUUAUGGCUAGGACCUGUUGUGGAAACACUUCAAAGGAAGGUGAGGAAGAAAAUGGCAUCUAUAACACAUUAGGAAGAUCUUUUCGUUCAUGGUUUUUCUCCAGAUCUUUGGAUGAGUCCACUCUGCGGAAGCAAAUUGAAAAAGUGAGACCCUUGAAAACCACAGAAGUUUGGGCCAAUAGCCCUGUAUCCAUCCAGCCUUCUCGACAUUCCAGUUUAGACUUGGAUCACCAAGAGCCAUUUUCAACGAAAGCAUCAAGCUUCGAUGAGGAAGUGUUUGUAGAAACUUCUCAAAAACACUUGGAGUGGCUGAGAGCUUCAGGUACUUCAAAGCACUUAAAUGGAGACCAUCAAGGAGAAAAUCAGAGAAAUGGAGAGGGGAGCCUUCGGGACAGCACCAAUACCAAUGAGAAUCAUGUGACUGCAGGUAGCUUAGAGGAAGGCAACCCUUCUGCCAGUAAAAUAUUGAGAAGGAUUUCUACCAUCGACUCUACAGAUUCCAACCCAGAUGACACAAUUUCUGUCCAAGAACAACAGCCUGACAUUUUGGAUUCCAGAGCCUUCAUGCGCUACUACCAUGUGUUUCGUGAAGGUGAGCUCUGUGACCUGCUGCAGGAGAACGUGACCGAGCUCCGUAUUCUGAGCUCCGGAAAUGAUCAUGGCAACUGGUGUAUUAUUGCAGAGAAAAAGGAAAGUUGUGAUUAGUUGGAUUGUUUCAGAGACAACUUCUCCAAAAGAUGAACCACGAUCUUUUCACUAAGUUAUGAAUGGUUACCUAAAUUUGCAUCCAAUUUUAUUAUUUUUAAACCCACAUAUGCUUUGCUCCAUAAAUACUACGAACUGAUAAUCUUUUAAAUCUUUGGGUAAGCACAACACCUUGCACCUAAAGCAUUUCACACAGUAUAUUUGUGCUUAAGUGUAUAUAAAAAGAUCUGAAGAAGCAAUAGACGAUGCACUUCAGUACAGUUUAGAUUUUAUUUUCCCCCCCAACGAUGAAAUUCUUAUGAGAAUAUAUGUAUAUUAGUUUUCAGUGUUACAUAUUGAUUUUAAAAGAUUCUGCUGUUAAGUAACCCUUUAAAAACAGUAUUUUUAUAAAGUAAGGGGGUAAAUUCUGGUUCUCAGGUAAUAAUUUAGCUCUAUGUGUAAGAUAACAAGGAAACCUAUUGUGUUUCUCAGAUGAACAGAAUAUUGAUACAUGAUGGGAUAUUUUAUUGUCAAGGCCUGACUUCUACUUAAAGUCUUCAGAAAAUUGAGAGACAAGGAAAAAAGAAACAGGUAGUGUUAUAGGGACUCUUUUCAAAAGGAAACUUCCUUUUCUUUUGAAGUGAAACUAGGAGAGACUAGUUGAAGCACUGUUUUAUUUUAGCUCUGAGGACAAAUAGAUUGCAAAGUUGCUGGAUAUUUGGCCUUGGUUGGGGGUUAUAACUGGGAUAUGUUGUUGGAUUUUUAAAAAACAAGAUCUGGGCAUUGAUCUUAUUGAAGAUGACCACAUUCUAUUAGUUAUAUUAGUGAUUUUAGGUAGAACUAAUUCCUAUUACUAAAAGUUGAAUUUCUUCCACUUUACAGAGAAAUGAAUAGUCUGGGUAUUGUGGGAUCACUGCAUCUAUUUAAUUUAACCUUGGAGAGAUAGAGGAUGUAGAUCAUCGUAGAACAUUUGCCUAGCAUGCAUGAGGCCCUGGGUUCAAUUCCCAGAACCACCCAAAGAAAAUAAAAAAGAUUUUUAAAUCCAUGUCAUGGAUUCUGAGACAUAAAGAUAAUCAAGACUGAACUAGAGACAGGACAAACACAAACAAAUUGACCCAGGAAUAUGGUCUCACUUCCUUAAUGAGGAGAAAUUGAAAAACCUUUUUAUUUCUAGGACCACUGUAAUCCUGUGUGAAAAUCCAAUUUUGUGUUAUUUUCCCACUAAAAAAUUAACUAAAACACUCGUGAAUAUCAUUUGUUUUGGAGUUCUCUUUUCCAUCAGCUAUUGUGCUGUAACCUAAAAUGAUGUUGUUUUGAAGAAAUUUCAAGGAUUAUUUUCAAAGUGCAUCUGCAAAUUAUUAAUAUUUCUAUCUUUUGGCUUCAAAAUAAGAUUGCGUCAUCACUGUUUUGGUGGGUGAGAUUCUCUGAUGGAAAUGAUACAUAUGAUUUGUAUCAUUUGGUGCAUAUUUUGCAUUAGAGAAACAAAGAAAGCAGACAUAGAAGUGCAGUAUAAAUUAAAAUUUAAUUUAGUGUGUCUUCCAUUUUUCAAAUUAGGAUAUUAAACUAUGAGCAUAAGUGGUUUUCUUGGUGGAAAUAAAAGAUUCUGAGUCAAAGAUGUUCUUACAACUGGAGCUUAAUGGCCUUUUUAUGAUGAAUGGAUUUUUCCUCUCUCUGAAGUCUGUUGUCACAUCUUUAAUCCUAGCCUUGCUAUGAGAAAUUUGAGCUUGAAGUCAUCUCUUUCUGGGUAGUAGCCUACUAUUUAAAGGUCAUUACAUGCAAUUCAGUUUAUCAGACUUGCCAGAAUAGCUUUUGAGCUAAUCUGUAUGACCAAUCUCUCUCUCUCUCUCUCUCUCUCUCUCUCUCUCUCUCUCUCUCUCUCUCACACACACACACACACACACACACACACACACUCACUCCAAUUUGUAUAGAAAGAUGUCUAGAAUGAUUCUUGGGAGAUAAUUAUUUUCACAUAAUUUUGACAGAGCUGUAAAUAAAAUCCACUGAUAAUAGCAAUAUUUUUGCUCUUCAUCUGUAGAGUACAAGAAAUCUAUGCAUCAAAAAUCAUUUGUGCAUAAAUAUUUAACCUGUGGCUGAUAAGCUGUCUUUGGGAUAUCCAUAUGAAAAACCCUUAAAUUCAGCUUUUGCCUUUGGAUUGGAGGGGAGGGGCGAUGGGAGGCCAUUAAAGAGCCAAACUAAUGUAAAUAUCCUGACCAUGUAAAAAUCUUGUUCAUCUUUAGAAUUGUCCUCAAAAGGAAAUGCAAGUCAUAAAUAAGUACAAAUGUAGACAACGUAUUUGUAAGUGUUUGGUCAGCCUCCACUGGCUUGAUUCUAGAUUUUACUGAUCUAGCUGAAGAACUUUUAAAAUUCUCUUCAUUGUUAACACUGGAUCAAAGAGUGUCCUUCUGCUUCCUUCUCUUUUACUUGCUGGCAUCAGUGUGGAACCCCACUAUCUCACAUAGAAGGGAGAGUUUGCAGGAUUAUUGGAGAGGCUUUUAAAUAAUUUUUCUGGCUCACUGAUGCCCACUGAGCUAUUUGAGGAAUUUUCUGUAAACAUCCAAAUAAUUUGAGAGGAAAAUGCAUUGACAUGACCACAGUAUACACCCAAAACAACAUUAUACUGGAAGCCAUACAAACAGCCUUUCUAAAUUAUUGGGUUGUAGUUGUUGGCAGAACAAUGAAAUAACACCAGCAUGGAACAGGUAACUAACAAACUAACCAAAUAUUUUGGACCCGUUAUAUUGUCUUGGUCUCCUUUUCUCAUCACACAUUCCUAUGCAGAAUAGUGUCAGUAUUUCAGUUUUCCUUUCUAUUUCCUCCCUAAUUCUAGAUACCAAGAGUUCCUCUAUAUGUAAACUGACCUUCGAUUGAAUGGGCAAAAACUGGAGGUAAUCCAGAGAGGAAAUAGUCAAAGCAUAAAUUAGUCAGGAACAUGAAUGUACUUGUUUAUUAUUGGCCGCCAAAAAAAAAGAAUGCACAGGUAGAUAUAUAUAUACACAUGAGUGUAUACACACACAUGCACGCACACACACACACGUGUGUGUAUAUGUAUAUAUUUGGUUAGAGAACAGAAAGUCUAACUCAACAGUUGAAAUUGGUGGGGGGGGGGAGGGAACCCCUUAAAAAUGAGCUGGGAAUGCUCAGUUUGGGAGUAAGAGGGAAAGAAGGACCAGUUUUAGCCUAGGAAGAACAAGUUAGGGCAAGCCUCAUUUUUCCUUUCCUGUUACAUAGAAAAUUUUGAAAUAAUAAUAACAGCUAGCUUUUCUUCAUCUCCAACAUUGCCAUGUCAAACUGGAACAUUUUUUAACAUUUGUUGUAUGUCUAUUACUAUGUGACAUUCUUUAGUUUGAGAAAAAGAAUAAAAACCCCCUCUUGUAGAAUCACAAUGCACAUAAGCAUAUUUAAGGCCUAUUAUAAGUAAACCCAAAUGUAUUUAACUGAGCUUGCCUUGAGCAUAAUAACAUCCUCUAGCACAAAUGCUCUGUGAAAAUAAUUUCACCAAAUAAUGGGUCCUAUAGAGUAAAAUGCAAAUUCUUUUGGAUGGCAUUCAGGCCCUUCAUAUUUCAGCUCUGACUUAUUUUUUAGCCUUCUGAAAUUGCACCUGUGUUUCCUAUUCUGUAAUCUGCAAUUUUAAACAAUGCUAUCAUUAGAAAUUACAUAACAACAAGUAAUUGCCCCACCCCCUAGGUAUACAUUCAGAUUUAAAAUACUAUAAUUGUAAGCCUUCUCCAAAAAACGAAUGCAUGAAAUGGGUUUCCUUCCAUUAAGCGACAUAAGAGAGAACUGUUAUUGUACACCCAUCCAACAGAUGACAAAGCAAGGGAAUAGAAGAGAAUUAUAGAAGCUUUAGUGGGCCCCAGAUUGGAAUGCUUAAUUUCCCUCAUCUCGACCUUAGCUCAGAUUUAUAAUUCCUGUUUUGCUAUUAUAAAUUCCAUUUGCAACCUCGGUUAUGUAUAAAACUGGAAUGGGAACAUUUAAAAAGAACUCUCAUCAGCCAAAGAUUAAAAUUGUAAUGAAAAUAGAAUAUAUUUGGCAUGAGAGCACGAACAGAAACCUAAGAUAAUCAAAGAGAAAAUACCGACUGAAUUGUACAGUUUUUGAUUCACCAGGGAACCCAUGGUAUGUGAAUGUGACACAAUAGGAAUGUGAAUCAUUUCAUUUAUACCCCAUAUUCUAUCCCCUCUUGAUAAUACAGGUUUUCCCCAAUUGAUUAUGCACAGAUAAUGAGUCACUUUAUCUGGGAAGGAUCGGAGCUGUCCUAUAAUAUGUCUCAGGGAUCUGAGACAAAUACAUAGUUGUUUUUCUUUCAACUGAAGUUGGAAAAAAGUAAAGCUUACCCCAGAGAAAUUCAUUAAUUAAUCUACAUGAAGCUGUAUUUUCUCCACUUGGAACAUUUCUUUUUCUAUGGAUAUUACCUUCACACAGGAAAAACAGUGAGUCACUGCAAUUCAUCUGUAGCCAGUGUAACUGAAUGUUGAAUUCCCAGAACAAAUUACAUUUAUGUUUACCCAGGAGAAAUUUGGUGAGAAGGACAGGCAUUUUUCUUAUGGGAGCUAAUCAUACCACUUCCACCUAGAUUUUCUAUGAAUGGAUAGAGAGGAGUUCCAUUAGCGAAGGUUUGCUUUUCUACUCUAUUCAUAUAGAACACUGGCAAUACAUAAAGCUCACUAAUGUGGACCUAAGUGGAAUAUCUGUGACACUCUGAAUAUGUGUAUGAGACUGUCCAUUUUCUUUAGAUGUUCUUAAAUAUGUAUGUAUGUAAAUAUGUAUACAUAUAUAUAUAUAUAUAUAUAUAUUCCUAGAUGUAGACAUAAUGUUUGCUGUCAUUCGACCAAGGAAAAAGUAGAGCUCUCUUGUAUACUUGCAAAAGCAUUAAAUUAAUAAUUACCAUAGAAAUGUAUUUCAUGGAAUAGAAAAUUUUUUUUUUGCUUCAGGAAAAUUUAAAGAGGAUUGUUAGAUGUUAUUAUGUCUCUUCUGGUGUUGACAUGUGUACUUGUGUCAAAUGUGCAAAAACCUUUUUUCGUACAAUAUAUGGUUACUUCAGCUUUUCCCAGAGGAAGCUAGCAAUAGUUCUAAAGCACAAAUUGAUAUAGACCAUCUUGACUCCUGUAAUUACUUGAAGAUAUUUUGUUUGAAUUAGCCAACUACAGACACAUUUUAUAUUAAAUAUUAUUUAAAAUGGCAUAAUUUGUAUGUUUAUAAUAUGUAUUAGGUUGCUUAUUUAAGUUAUGUGUCGGUGUACUUUUAAAAAAUAUCUCCAGAUGAACAGAAUUGUCCUUUCCUUCACUCUCGAGUAUGACAGGACAGGUGUCAUUUGAGUCAAACAGCCAACUCUCGUAACACUUCAACAGGACCAGGGACGCUCACAUUGGAAUUCUGUUAUCUUUGUCUAAAGGAAACCAAGUUAACCACUUAACGAUAGAUUAAAGGGUUAAUAAAAUAUUAUUGACUUAGAAAGGACAUAUUUAAAGAUCAAUAAAAAUGUAUUAGACUACACCA
This is a messenger RNA of Marmota monax (woodchuck), 19805 nucleotides long. RefSeq names its product tRNA methyltransferase 9B (putative) (gene Trmt9b). The coding region runs from base 12966 to 14327 and encodes 453 amino acids. NCBI's taxonomy places the organism in Eukaryota, Metazoa, Chordata, Mammalia, Rodentia, Sciuridae. The record is from RefSeq and is a predicted model, not a curated record. Gene Ontology annotation, molecular function: tRNA binding; S-adenosylmethionine-dependent methyltransferase activity. Gene Ontology annotation, biological process: tRNA wobble uridine modification. The transcript has 5 exons. Gene Ontology annotation, cellular component: cytoplasm; nucleus.